This is a messenger RNA of Dromiciops gliroides (monito del monte), 4665 nucleotides long. It is a transcript of the gene ZWILCH, whose product is annotated as zwilch kinetochore protein. The record is from RefSeq and is a predicted model, not a curated record. The transcript has 19 exons. Bases 132 to 1898 code for a protein of 588 amino acids. Gene Ontology annotation, cellular component: RZZ complex. NCBI's taxonomy places the organism in Eukaryota, Metazoa, Chordata, Mammalia, Microbiotheria, Microbiotheriidae. Gene Ontology annotation, biological process: mitotic spindle assembly checkpoint signaling; protein localization to kinetochore.
CACGCAAGGGUUCCCUUCGGGGCAAAAUAUAGUCCGGAGGGGCGGAGUGGGUCAUGAUCCUGUGACGUCAGCGGCUGGGCGCGUACUUGAGCGCAGACGUGGCCUCGGAGCUCGGAUCGUUUAGAGACGAGAUGUUGCCCAACGUGAAUCAGGCGGCCACUGGCCUGUACGAUCUUCUCAUCAAAGCAAUUGAAGAAAAAAAGAAAGAGCCAUUUUUCUAUGAGACUGAUGUCCAAGUGAAAUUGAUUACUGAAAAUCGGCCAAAUCUUAUGGAAAGUUUUGGGAAUAAAUAUGGGAUGAGAUUAAUUAUGGAGAAAGUGCGUUCAAAAGAAAAGGAAAUGGAACGUACAGAAGAAUCACAGUCUGAAGAAUCAAUGAUUUCCGACUUCCCCAUGAAUAAAAAUUUUGGACCACUUGCUUUACCUGUUAAGAGAGCCAGGCAGCUGAUUGGACUUUACACCAUGACACAAAAUCCAAAUAUGACCCAUUUGAACAUUAAAAGGCCAGUUAAGCCUCUUCCUCCUUUAUGGGUAAAAUGUGAUAGCUCAGAUCCUGAAAGUACUUGUUGGCUUGGUGCUGAACCUAUUAGAACAAAGAAAGGCAUCGCAGGAAUUGUUUUACAAGUGGUCACAUGUAAAGGUCCCACACCUGAAAAAAACUCUUCUGCAAAUCUUGAAGAUUUGAAAAGUGCACACCUGAAAAGACAUAAGUCAUCUAGUGUAACAACUAAGGGUUUUGCUCAGUAUGAGCUGUUUAAAUCCACUCCCUUAGAUGAUACAAUUCCCUUUUCACACACUACUAUUGGUUUGGAUAUUUCAUGGAGUCCUGUGGAUAUGCUUCUCCAAACACCACCUCUCACUUCUGCUUCAGUAUUGAAUAUUAAAGUGGAACCUGGAGAUCCUAGAAGCCCUUUGUACCAUCUGCAUAGAGAACUGAAGUUUCUAAUUGCUUUGGCUGAUGGAUUGGAGACUGGUGUUACUGAAUGGCCUGAGCCUUUGGAGGCUAAAUCAUCUGUUGACCUUGUUCAGGAAUUUCUCAAUGAUUUAAAGAGUAAGCUGAAUGGAUUUGAUAAUUCAACAAAAAAAAUCAAGGUAUUGAAAUGUGAUGUUGCUGCAGUUGACGAUUCCAUUAAGUGUCUUUUCACAGUACGAGGUGAUCUGGAUUUUGCUGAGCAGCUGUGGUGCAGAAUGAGAAUGAGUGUCACCUCAUAUCAAGAUUUGGUGAAAUGCUUUACAUUGAUCUUACAGUGUUUAAGACGUGGGGAUGUACAGCCAUGGCUCCACAGAGGGAGCAGCAGUUUACUAAGUAAACACAUUCAGCAGUCUUACCAUGGAGCCAUGGAUAUAGUUCCACUCACUGGUACCACUCCGAUUCGAAUGCUUUUGGAAGUUGGUUUGGACAAAAUAAAGAGAGAUUACAUUAAUUUUUUUAUAGGCCAGGAGCUUGCAUCAUUAAACCACUUGGAUUACUUUAUUUCCCCAUCCAUUGAUUCAUUAGAACAAGUUCGUCGUAUUACAAAACUCCACCAUGUUCUAGAAGUAGUAACCAGUUGCAUGGUAUACCUUAAACUUCCACAUGAAAUCCUGUUUACUUUAGCACAGUCCUGCAUAACAUAUUAUAAGAAAAACCCUCUUAAUGAGAAACAUACAUUUCAGCUGCCAAUCAGACCAAUUGUCGUAAAAAAUUUCUAUCAGAGUGAGACUCCCAAAAAAUGGAGAGUGGAAAUAAAUAGUGGACAGAAGGAAGUUAAAACAGUUUGGCAACUGAGUGACACUCCAUCGAUAAGCCAUCUGAAUUUUAGCAGACACGAACUGUCUGAGUCAGCAUUCAACAAUAGUCUGGAAGAAAAAAUGUAUUACACUAACAUGGUUGCCUGCAGCAGAGUGCAUUUCACAUAGAGUUUGUUGAUAUCAUCUUGUAAGAGUAACCAAAAAGGAAACUCUACAGGCCUUUGAAACCAAAUGAAGACGAAGACUCUAAAUUUUCUAUGGAAUGAAGCUAUUUCGUUAGUAACCUUUUAUUAGCUUUGCCUCCGAAGAAGGAACAUCAGUAGAACUGCACUUAAAAGUAUGCAGACUGUGCAGACUGUAGGUACCACAAUCUCUGUGACCAUUUGCAUGUGAUGUAACAGGGGCUCUGAAAUGUAGGAAAACAGGAAAUAAGUUAGUGUAUCAUUGUUUCAGCUACUGAAAGGUUAAUAGUAUAGAAAAACCUUAAAAAGAUCAGUUCACAUUUUCCACUAUUAAGAUUUACUAUAAACUGGUACCUAGAUAAUAAAUGUUGGAAAUUAAGUAUAUUAGCAUUCUUAAAAAAUGAUUUGUAGAAAAUAGAAAGCAAACUACUUUUAAGUUUAGAAGUGUCCUAAAACAUAUCUUUGCUUCUUAAAAGCAUGCAAGGUCUCAUAUUUUUUGUCUAUGAAUCAACCUCUGAAUAUUAGUAAUGAUAUUCUUCUGUUCCUCUUACUUUCAUUGGAUAGAAAGAGACAUAAAAGUUGGGAAGAAAUAAGGAAAAUUGCCAGAAGAAAAUUCCUUGAAAGCACUUAGAACCUUUUGAAGGUGGCAUUGUUAAUAACAGAAGUAUAGUUAAGCAGAUUAUGUGAGGUAUGUUAAGUAUUAGAUGUUAAGUAUACUAUCUUCAGUAAUCGAACAAUAAAUGCCUUUAGAGUAUAUUUUCAGUUUAAUAGGGAGUUUAGUAUUAGUUUAUAUUUAUAUUAUUGGAAUAUUUAACACUACCUUUUGAUAUUAAAAGUAUAUUAUCGUGGGGCAGCUAGGUGGCAUAGUGGAUAGAGCACCGGCCCUGGAUUUAGGAGGACCUGAGUUCAAAUUUGACCUCAGAUGCUUGACACUUACUAGCUGUGUGACCCUGGGCAAGUCACUUAACCCUCAUUGCCCCACUAAAAAACCAAACCAAAACAAAAGUAUAUUAUCUCGUUUUGUGUUUUUUAUCUUAUCAGCUCCUGUUUUUCAAAUAGGUGCCUUAAUAUGAUUCAGUAUUUUCCAUAUCUGAUAGAAAUUUUUAGCAGGUUUUUAAAAUGACAGGCUAGCAUUAUAGUUUGUGCUUAUGCUGAGUUAAAAGUAUUCAAACCAAGUAGUAACACAUAUUAUUUCUUUGAGUAAUCUAUGGUUUCUUAUACUUUUCUUCUUUUACAUGGAUUCUGGGUGAGUUUUUAUCUAAACCUCCUAACUGGGAAGUUUAGAUAGAGAUCUAGCUAUAAUCCUUUUAGUUACCAUUGCAUUAGAUGCUGAUGUGCAAUAUAUGAAGUGCCCCUUUAUAGUUUUCAGCUUGUGCCAUUUUUUUAUACCACCCACUCCCUGGGGGGAAAAAAAACACCCAACUAAUAAAAACUAGAAGUUUGUUAGUUUGCAUUGGCUAUCCGAGGCAUCGGUUUGAUUUAUUAGGAGCAAUGUAGUGUAGGAGAAACAUUGUCUUUUGGACUUAUACAAUUAUGUUAUUAAAGAAUUCUCUUUUUCAUUUAAGAUGUUUGUAAUUAGCAAUUUAGCAUUUGCUUAUUGGUAAAGUAAGAAUUUUUUAUUUUAAAUAGAUGUUAGGAACUGACUUCAGAAACAUGAUUAUUUCAUUCUGGGUAGGAUUGUGUCAGUUGGUAGACCAAAGAUAAGGAUAAAAUACUUACCUGCAGCAAGGAUCUGGCUGGUGGUAGAACAGGUCUCUGUGGCUAUGCCAUGCCAUCUUUCCACCUGAUAAGAUCAGCUUGAUAAGUAAUGGUUUCUUAUUAGUCAAAGUUUUAACCUGUUUAAAUCAGUCAGCAAAAACUUACUGAGUGUUCCCUGUGCAGGGCACUGGGUGGACUAUUUUUAAAGUUCUGUUCCUUGCCUUCAGGUUAUACAAAAGCAAAAAUGAGACAGCCCCUGCCCUUAUGGAAUUUGAAUUCUACUGGGGAGGUGUAGUAUGUUCACAGAGAAGUAAGUACAGGAUACAUAAAAAAAUAUUGGGGUGGUGCUGACAACUGUCAGGAGAGCCCUCCUGAAGGACCACAAAGGAAACCAGGUGUUCUAAAAUGUGCAAGUGAGGAAGCACAUCAUUCCAGACAUGGGGAACAGCUUAUGCCAGAGGCACAGAGGUACAUGAUGGAAUGUCACAGGUGAGGAAUGGCAUGUAGUUCAGUUUGGCUAAUCAUACAGCCUGGGAGGGGGCAGCAAGUAAUGAGUAACCAAUAUGUAAAAACAGUCUGGAGCCUAAUUUCAGUGUUAAACAUGGGAGGUUGUAUUUUAUCCUAUUUUGUAUAACAUUUUGCUAGGUACGAAUACAAAGCUGAAACUAAGCAUCGCCCCUGCCCUUAAGUUGCUUAUAAUCUAAAAACAAGAAAAUUGACUGGCCUCUUUGUAUUUUUUUAUUCCUGUGUUUUUCAUUAUCAUAGAGCAGAGUGACAUUUUUAAUUUUCCCUUUUCCUUGCUGUUUUCUCAUCUCCAAUAAAAACUUUAAAAACAUUAAAAAUAGAAUUCAGCAUAACUUUCCCACCAGAAGUUUUGGAACCAUCUGGUAUUAUAGACUGGACAAUCUUGAUUCAGAAACAGCAAGGUAGCUUAUUUUUAGAAAUGUCUUAGAGAAUAGUCAUAUCUUUUAUGUUAGCUUAGCACAUAAUCAUUCAUAUAAUGCUAAAUUGUCUGUUAUUAGUAUAUCAAUAAACAUUGUAUUCAUGAAUAGCCA